UACCGCCAGAGAUUUGGGAUCCACCACACGCCAAGAUCAUUCAGCAAAAUGAAGAUCACAUUUCUCUCCUCAGUUCUUCUGGGUUUGUUCUGCCAUGUCCUAGCUGAUUUUGGAGGUGGUGAUUUUGGCGGAAAUGGUGGCUUCCAAGGACCUAGCCAACUACCUGGUGGAAAUCAAGGAAAUCUAGGUGGAUAUAGUCAAGGAAGUCAAUUUACUCAAGGAAAUCAGUUUAAUCAAGGAAAUCUAGGUGGAUUUGACCAAGGAAAUCAAUUUACUCAAGGAAAUCAAUUUUCCCAAGGAAAUCUAGGUGGAUUUGACCAAGGAAAUCAAUUUAAUCAAGGAAAUCUAGGUGGAUUCGACCAAGGAAACCAAUUUAAUCAAGGAAAUCUAGGAGGCUUUGAUCAAGGAAAUUUUAAUCAACAAGAUUUUGGAUCCAACGGAAAUAAUCUUGCCCAACAAGAUUUUGUACAAGGAGGCUACCAAAGUGUAGGACAAGAUAACGGUUACUAUCAACAAGGUUUCAGAACAAAUGGAAAUUACCUACCAGCACAAAAUAAUGGUUUCAAUCAAGGUCCACCAGGAAUACAGCAAGGACCACCAGCUGCAGCAGCAUUUCAGCAAGGACCGCCAACAUUUCAACAAGGACCGUCAGCAUUUCAACAAGGACCGCCAGCAUAUCAACAAGGACCGCCAACAUUUCAACAAGGACCGCCAGCAUAUCAACAAGGACCGCCAACAUUUCAACAAGGACCGCCAGCAUAUCAACAAGGACCACCAGCAUUUCAACAAGGACCGCCAGCAUUCCAGCAAGGGGCUCCAGGACCAUCAGUAGUCCAACAAGGACCACCAGCAGAAGUACCACAAGGUCCUCCUGCUCAGCCAGCAUACAACGGUGGGUCUGUGGCCACAGCAAGUUCUCAGGCGUACAGUCAAUCGUUAGCCCGAUCAGGACCACCUGCUGCUGCACAACCUGAUGACACCCCAAGCCCUAAAAUUGGAACAUGCGGUGCUGGAAAUCUUAAAAGAAAGCAGAAAAAGUCUAAAUCAAAGAAAGGAUCAGGCAAAGGCAGUUCUUCCAGCUCCAGCGGUGCCGAUGCGAAUACAAGAGCAGACAGCAGUUCUUCCCAAGAUAACGCAAGUGCUCAGAGCGCGGCUUAUCCCCAAAGUUACUCAAAUGGUUACUCCAUUCCAGAUAACAGAAUCAAAUCCUUCAACUAUGGACCAGCUGGAAGGUACUCACCUAACUUGCCUUCUGGACCUCCAGAUGGCCCUGGUGGUUUUGCAUAUGGACGUGGUUUAGGUCCUGGAGCUGGUGCAGGUCCUACGGGAUACGGACGAAAUCUACCUUCCGGCCCUGGAGGUGGUGCUGGUGGUUUUGGAGCUGGACGUGGUGCAAGUUCUGGACUUGGCGGAGGACCAGGUGCUGGAGCUUUAAAUGGUAUGAGAGGUGCUGGUCAAGGAGCUGGUAGCAAUUACGCUUCGUCAGCAGCUGGUGCCGGUUCAAGAGCUGCAGGAGCUGGUGGAGGAGCAUCAGCUGCAGCUGGUUCCGCUGCAGGCGCUGGAAGUGGAGCAGCAUCUAGUGGAGCUGGUGCAGCAAGCGGGGCUUCUGGAAGAGGAGUUGGAGCUGCAGGUGGUGCGGCUGGAGCAGGACGCAAAGCAGCAAGCGGUGCUGCUGGUAAAGGAGCUGGAGCUGCAGGUGGUGCUGCUGGAAAGGGAGCUGGAGCUGCAAGUGGUGCUGCUGGAAAGGGAGCUGGAGCUGCAGGUGGUGCUGCUGGAAAGGGAACUGGAGCUGCAGGUGGUGCUGCUGGAAGGGGAGCUGGAGCUGCAGGUGGUGCUGCUGGAAGGGGAGCUGGAGCUGCAGGUAGUGGUGCUGGAGCCGCUCGUGGUGCUGCUGGAAGGGGAGCUGGAGCUGCAAGUGGUGCUACUGGGGCCGCUGGUGGUGCUGCAGGAGCCGCAGGUGGCCUUUAGGCGGAAGAUGCAGAAGAAUGCUAUCUACCUGUGUCUGAAGUAACGUGGAUGACUCAGUGGACUUCAGUGUCAUUACAUAAUUCUCUCUAAGAAUUUUUUGUAUUUAUACCUUGUGAUGAUACUUUACAUAGGCUUUGAAAAUUAUAGUUGAAGUUACUUAUGUAUUCGAUACACUUAUGAUGUCAGUAUCACCAGCACUGAUUUAAAUAAAAUCUGAUCGACAGCAA
Messenger RNA from Uloborus diversus, 2195 nucleotides. RefSeq names its product fibroin heavy chain-like. The coding region runs from base 49 to 1968 and encodes 639 amino acids. The record is from RefSeq and is a predicted model, not a curated record. The transcript has 6 exons. NCBI's taxonomy places the organism in Eukaryota, Metazoa, Arthropoda, Arachnida, Araneae, Uloboridae.